AUUUGCCGUCGCCCAUGUCCACCAUGGGCUCGCCCAUGAACGGCCUGGCCUCUCCUUACUCAGUCAUCACCUCGUCUCUGGGUUCGCCCGCCGUAUCGCUGCCGUCCACGCCCAACUUGAACUUCGGACCACUCGGAAGUCCGCAGCCUGUUCCUCGUCUGUGCCUCUGCCUCUUCUCUGUGACCUGAACCUUGCUACAGGACCGGCUCUAGACGCAUCCUGCCUGGGCCUUCGCCUUGCUCGUCCCCCCCUGCUUGAACAGCCUUCCGUGCCUCUCCAAGGGCCAAGACUUCUUCCUCUCCGAACCCUUGUUAAUAAAUCUGCUCUGAGCACUGCAUCAUUGGGUCCGUUUGUUCUCUGAGCCCUGUCAGAACAAACUCGCCAUAACAUGGACCCAGCAGGCUCGUCCCUGUAUGAACAAGCCGUCAACAACCAGGGCCAGCGUUUAGACGAGCACGAGCAGCUCCUGUUUCGUCUGACCCAGAGCGUGUCUCAGCUUUCCCACAUGGCUGCCUCAUUUCACAACCGACCAGCUGCCGAAGGUGAAACGCCAGGGUGGCCUGAGCCCAACAUCCCACCACCCACGAAAUACUCAGGUGACCCGAAAACAUGCAGAAUGUUUUUUAACCAGUUGAAGCUUAUUUUUGUAUGUCAGCCCCAUCGCUUUUCCCAAGAAACGGCCAAGAUUGCCUUUCUAGCCAAUCUCCUGGAGGGAGCACCGCUGGGUUACUUCAACGCCCUAAUGGAACAAAAUUCCCCCCUUCUGGCCUCAUAUGAACAUGUGGCAGCAGAGCUGAAAAAGAUCUAUGACCACCCACUCCGCGAACAGGAAGCUGGCACUCUCCUCCUUCAGAUGAGGCAAGGCAAAGAACCCAUCAGGGAGUACGUCAGCCGGUUUCGCUCCCUGGCGGUGGAAUCCGGCUGGGGCAACAAGGCCCUAAUUUCGUCGUUUAAAAUUGGGCUUAACCCAGAGAUCGGCAGAGAGAUAGCGCUCAGGUGCCGGUUUUCGACGCUGGACGAGGUCAUUGGCACCGCCAUAGAAGUGUCGGACCAGUAUACCCAGUGGAGGCCCCAUCUCGUCAGUCCAUCUGUUGGACCCACAGUUCCCCGAGGUAUCGCGGAGGCCGCAUCUCCCACCCGGGGAGAACCGAUGCAGGUCGGCAGAGCUAGGUUGUCUGCAGAGGAGCGCAGUCGUCGUAUGUUGGCAAGACUCUGUCUUUACUGUGGGGAACCUGGGCAUUUUGCUGCCAAAUGCCCCAACAAGUGGCCAGAUUACGCACACAAACAGAAAGUGUCCAUCAGUCGCACCGUCUCUCUGGGCAUAACCUCUCGGGCCCAGCCCAUCGUGGUCUUAAGCUCACCUGUCUUCUCUCUUCAGCAGAAAGCCCUGAUCGACUCGGGGUCAGACACCAAUCUGUUAAACAUGGACCUGGCUAAUCAACUUGGAUUGCAGCUCAUCAAGAUGCCUUCUCCCCUGGAAGCCGUGGCUCUGGAUGGAAGCCCACUAUGGCGGGUAACACACUGCACACCCAUUAUCCAGAUGGAAUUCCCAAGUCGUCAUAUUGAGAGUAUCAGUUUUCAUGUUUACGCUUCACCCCACGAACCACUCGUUCUCGGCUUGCCAUGGCUGAGGAGACACAACCCCCACAUUGACUGGGACACCGGGACGGUGGUCUCCUGGAGCCCGUCAUGUGACAUGACCUGCAUAACACACAGCUUGGUGAAGACCCAGGUUGCAUCCACCACCCUCAUCGAACAGAAAAAUGAACAAGCAGAGUUCCCGGCCUUCGAUAAGGUUCCAGCCUGCUACCAUGACCUCAAACAGGUGUUCAACAAAUCUAAAGCCACUAGCCUCCCUCCUCACCGCCCGCACGAUUGCGCCAUAAACCUACACCCGGGCUCAAUACCACCCAGGGGUCGUCUGUACUCUUUAUCAGGCCCGGAAACCCAGGCUAUGACAAAGUAUGUAAACGAGUCAUUGGCAUCAGGGCUCAUCAGGAGAUCCUCCUCUCCUGCAGGCGCAGGAUUCUUCUUUGUUGAGAAGAAGGACAAGUCCCUCCGUCCAUGCAUUGAUUAUAGGGGGCUUAAUGAAAUGACUAUCCGGGAUCGGUACCCGCUACCAUUAAUGUCUUCUGCUUUUGAGAUGCUUCAGGGUGCGCGGGUCUUCACGAAGCUUGACUUACGCAAUGCAUACCACCUUGUCCGCAUAAGGGAGGGAGAUGAGUGGAAAACCGCAUUUAACACUCCCAUAGGCCAUUUUGAAUAUUUGGUCAUGCCUUUCGGCCUGACAAAUGCCCCAGCUGUCUUCCAAGCACUAGUCAACGAUGUUUUGAGGGAGUUUCUGAAUGUGUUUGUUUUCGUCUACUUGGAUGACAUUCUGAUUUAUUCCCCUGACCUGGAGACCCACAUUUUUCAUGUCCGCUCAGUCCUACAAAAGUUACUACAAAAUAGCCUGUUCGUUAAAGCAGAAAAAUGUGUUUUUCACCAGCCGUCUGUUCAGUUCCUAGGUUUCGUCAUCGCUGAAGGUGAAAUACGCAUGGACCCAGAAAAGGUCCGAGCCGUCCAUGAAUGGCCCAGGCCCAGCUCGCGCAAAGAGGUACAGCGUUUUUUAGGAUUUGCAAAUUUCUACAGAAAAUUCAUAAGGGGAUUCAGUUCGGUGGCAUCACCGCUACACUCCUUGACAUCCCUCAAGUGUCGCUUUCAGUGGGAUUCCAAGGCCGAAGCAGCCUUCUGCAGGCUCAAACACCUUUUCACCUCCGCUCCAAUCCUCAUGUUCCCUGAUCCGACUCUCCAGUUUAUAGUCGAGGUUGAUGCUUCAGACUCAGGGGUAGGAGCGAUCUUAUCCCAACGCUCGCCCCUCACCGGUAAGAUACACCCAUGCGCAUUCCUAUCAAAGAAACUCACAUCUGCAGAAAGAAACUACGACGUUGGAAACCGCGAACUUUUGGCCAUUAAGGUGGCCCUCGAAGAGUGGAGACACUGGCUGGAGGGGGCGGAUCAGCCUUUUGUGGUGUGGACCGACCACCGGAAUUUGGAGCAUCUCAGAACCGCAAAGAGGCUCAACGCACGACAAGCCAGGUGGUCCUUGUUUUUCACCCGCUUUAAUUUUGUCUUGUCAUACAGACCCGGUUCCAAGAACGCCAAACCCGAUGCCCUUUCCCGGGUGUUUCCCUCAGAGGGACGUGAAGAGGACCCAGAACCCAUCCUUCCAAAAUCAUGCCUGGCAGGGGGCUUCCAGUGGCAGAUCGUCAAGAAGGUCCAAGAGGCCACCAAGGGACUGACCAACCCACCUGGUACCCCCGCGGGGUUGCUUUUUGUGCCACAGGGCCUCCGGGGGGAGGUCAUUCACUGGAGCCAUGCUUCCCGUUUUGCAGGACAUCCAGGGUGCAGACGCACCCUUGCUCUCCUGGCCCGGAAAUUUUGGUGGCCGCAGAUGAGGAGCGACGUCGGGGAUUAUGUGGCGGCGUGUGUGGUCUGUUCCACCAACAAGACACCUAGGAGGCCACCUGCGGGCGAGCUGCUCCCCUUGACUGUUCCGACGCGACCCUGGUCGCACAUCUCAUUGGACUUCAUAACCGGACUGCCACCUUCGCAGGGGAAGACCACCAUUCUGACGGUGGUGGACCGGUUUUCUAAGAUGGUCAGAUUCAUCACCUUCCCGAAACUGCCUACCGCGAAAGAGACGGCCAGCGCUCUGCUCGACGAGGUGUUUAAGGUCCACGGCUUUCCGUCAGACAUAGUGUCUGAUAGAGGGCCACAAUUCGUGGCUCGUUUCUGGAAGGCGUUCUGUGGGCUCAUUGGUGCCACCGUCAGCCUGUCGUCAGGGUUCCAUCCUCAAAGCAACGGGCAAGCGGAGAGAAUGAACCAAGAAUUGGAAACAACUCUGCGGUGUUUGGUCUCCAAACACCCAACCACGUGGGCCCAAAACGUCAUGUGGGCCGAAGUCGCCCACAACUGCCUACCAUGCUCUUCAUCUGGUUUUUCCCCGUUUCAUGUUGUGUUUGGGUAUCCAGCCCCCCUAUUCCCACAGACUGAGGCAACCACCCGAGUUCCCUCUGCCUUGUUGUGGAUCCACCGCAAGAAGAGGGUGUGGAACCAAGCCAGAGCCAGUCUGCUCAGGAGUGCGACUCGUAUGAAGAAGAUGGCAGAUCGCCAUCGAUCGGGCAACCCAACAUACAAGGUGGGUCAAAAGGUGUGGCUUUCUACCAAACAUCUCCCUCUCAGGGUUGAGAGCCGCAAGCUGGCUCCCCGGUUUGUUGGCCCCUUCCCGGUCUCCAAAAUCAUCAACCCGGUGGCUGUACGGUUGCGACUCCCCAAGACCAUGAGGGUCCACCCGACUUUUCAUGUUGGACAACUCAAACCGGUCAGGGUGAGUCCUUUGGUUCCCCCCACGCCGCCUCCUCCUCCUCCUCGAUUGAUAGACGGCGGUCCGGCCUACACGGUGACGAGACUCCUGAAAUCCAGACCGCGGGGGCGUGGUUUCCAGUACCUCGUGGACUGGGAGGGCUAUGGCCCAGAGGAACGUUCGUGGGUCCCCUCCUCUCACAUCCUGGACCCGGACCUCAUUCGGGACUUCCACCGACUCCACCCAGACGCGCCUGGUCCGUCCGGAGUCCGUCCCUAGGGGGGGGGUUCUGUUAGAGCCCCACAGCAGGCCUGUAUACUUUUUCCUUUUUUUUCCCCCUCAGUCAUCAGCACUCAUUCCACACACCUGUCCUGCACACCUGGUCAUUACCACAGCCUCCCUACAUAAGCACACACAGCCCUCUGCUCCAUUGCGAGUUUGUUAGCCCUCACUGCAACUUACGAGCGUUCCUAGUUACCUUGUCUUGCCGGUUUUUGAUACACUUUUUGACCUUGUGGAUUUUUUGCCUCUAGCCUGCUCCUCGUCUGUGCCUCUGCCUUUGAUACAAUUUUUGACCUUGUGGAUUUUUGCCUCUAGCCUGCUCCUCGUCUGUGCCUCUGCCUUUGAUACAAUUUUUGACCUUGUGGAUUUUUGCCUCUAGCCUGUUCCUCGUCUGUGCCUCUGCCUCUUCUCUGUGACCUGAACCUUGCUACAGGACCGGCUCUAGACGCAUCCUGCCUGGGCCUUCGCCUUGCUCGUCCCCCCCUGCUUGAACAGCCUUCCGUGCCUCUCCAAGGGCCAAGACUUCUUCCUCUCCGAACCCUUGUUAAUAAAUCUGCUCUGAGCACUGCAUCAUUGGGUCCGUUUGUUCUCUGAGCCCUGUCAUCUACUUCUUGUUAGUGUACAUUACUAUUUUUGAGAGCUCUUUUAAUUUUCGUCUUAGUCUUUUGGAUGAAAAUACUUAGUAGUCGUAGUCAUAUUUUUUCAAAAUAUGUUCGUCUUCGUCCAGUUUUAGUUAACAAAAACUCAGAUAAAUUUUGACUAGUUUUAGUCGACAAUUCACAAAAUGUUUUCGUGUAUAAAGUUUGAAAGUUUUAGUCCAUGGAUUAAUAGACGUUUUCCAACAAUUUCAAAUGAACAUUGACAGACAAGCACAUACUUGUAGAGUCUACAAGGAAAUCAACAUCUUCAUGAUGAUACACACUCAGCAGGAAAGCAGCACAUUAUUUGCAAUUAAUUAAACUCACCUGGACGCCAUGAACUGUAUGUAAAAAGUUUUCCAAUAGUUUAAGAAGACACUUUUUGAGUCAACACGCGAAAUGCUAAUGCUAAUGGGAACGCUAUGCUAAGGCUACAAGUUAGUUCAUUGUGUGAUGAUCACUCAGCAAACACCUUUAAAGGCUAAAGCAAAAUGGUAUAGCCAAGAUAAGAAAACAAAACUUACCAAGCUGCACCUGAUACUAAGUUAAGCCUGUGUGUGGGGCGGGAAGGGUCAGGGGGAAGCGCAGCACGUCACAUGAGUGACACAACCAACAACUGCUAAAAUGUGUGCUAACUACACAUACGAUAAGAAAAUAUCACACAUUGUGAACUUAUGACGGAAACUGUGUCGAAUGUUCGUCUCAUUCUCAACUGACAACUGGCAUCCAUCUUGUUACGUUAUGUCAACGAAGAUACGUUUUUAGCUCGUUUCGUCAUGAAAAAAUUGUUCAUUGUCGAAAUAUUUUCGUUAUCGUCAUAGUUGACGAAACCAACACUGGAGUACAUCUGCAUUUAAGUGUUACCUGACUGAGGACACUUUCAGGGACCUGGUGCACAUAAAAGAAAAGUUUCCAUAUCAUAAGCAUAAAAUAUUGUAGUUAGGUUGUAUUGUAUAAUUGCUUAAAGCAGUCGUUCUUGAACAUUUCCACCAGUAACACCGUAAUGACUGGCAUGAAAAAAAAGACCUGCUAGAUUUACUCCAGUACUUCUUAAAGGUUACCUUUACUGAAGUACUGUACUCUCUAAUAGUGACCCGAAUAGUCUUCAUUUUACUUUGAUACUCCCUAAAAGUAACCAAAAUACUCAUAAAUGUACUGAAAUACUCACUAAGUUGCACUGGAGAACCUCAUUGUCUCACUUAUUUCUCUAUCAAGUCAAGUUCUUGAACAAUAAGAUUCCUACAGUCUUAAAAAUAUGAAAAACACUGUACUUUACAUACAAUAUGUGUCAGGUAUCGCGGGCGGGCAAGGUGGACCCAAAUGCAGGGAAAUGUAGGCGAGGCAGAUGAAUGGUGCAAAAAUGAUUUAAUUAAAGCCAACGAAAAACAAAGUACAAAACAAAGGAUGUGGUAAUCAAAAGAUAGCACUGAGGCAAACAAAACUAACACUAACAAAAGACUGUUUUUCAAAAACUUACACGGAACACGAGGGUUUUGAAUAAUGCUGACCAGACCAUGGACGUGAGACAUUGACGUAGACAGGCUUUGACAAUGACGCAACAAGCAGUGAAAAGAAAAUGGGAGCUUAUAUACACACGCGUAGACAAGGGGUAACGAGACAACAAGGAACAGGUGGGCACAGGAGGAUAGACUGGGAGAAGGCACAUCAGGUGAAAUCAAUUGGCAAUCACAGGGACAAGUCACACUAGGAGAAAACAAACACAAAACCUAACAGUACCCCCCCCCUCAAGGGACGGAUCCCAGACGUCCCCUAGAAAACACAAAGACCUAAACAUGGCGGGCAGACAGAGGGCCCGGAGGAGGGAGCAACGUCAGCCUAUCAGAGUUAGUCAGGCGGGCGACCUGGUCGCCAGACAUGGGCAAACCGCACGGGUCAAUCGGGAGGGCGCCCGGGGCGCCAGACGUUGGGUGACCGCAUGGGCAGAUCAGGCGGGCGUCCCAGACAAGGUAGUGCUCGGUCGUCCAUGCCGCCACGUCGUGGCAGGAAGCGGGGAGCAGCAUCGUCGGGGCGAGGGUCAGGAACUAAGUCGUAAUGCUGACCAGGAACAGAGUCGGAGUCAUCGUGCGGACCAGGAACAGAGUCGGAGUCGUCGUGCGGACCAGGAACAGAGUCUGAGUCGGGCGGACCAGAAACAGAGUCGCUGUCGGAGUCGGGCGGACCAGGAACAGAGUCGUCGUCAGAGUCGGGCGGACCAGGAACAGAGUCGUCGUCAGAGUCGGGCGGACCAGGAACUGAGUCUGAGUCAUCGUCUGCCGGCGGGACGGCGUCUGAGUCGCCGUCGUCUGCCGGCGGGACGGCAGCGGAGUCGCCGUCGUCUGCCGGCGGGACGGCAGCGGAGUCGCCGGAGUCUGCCGGCGGGACAGCAGCGGAGUCGCAGGAGACUGCCGGCGGGACGGCAGCGGAGUCGCAGGAGACUGCUGGCGGAAGCACAAGACUGCGGGGAGUCGGCGCGGGUGGCACUUGAC
Messenger RNA from Corythoichthys intestinalis (scribbled pipefish), 7751 nucleotides. RefSeq names its product retinoid X receptor, gamma b (gene rxrgb). The transcript has 2 exons. Gene Ontology annotation, molecular function: retinoic acid-responsive element binding; zinc ion binding; nuclear steroid receptor activity. Lineage: Eukaryota; Metazoa; Chordata; Actinopteri; Syngnathiformes; Syngnathidae. The coding region runs from base 389 to 4624 and encodes 1411 amino acids. The record is from RefSeq and is a predicted model, not a curated record. Gene Ontology annotation, biological process: cell differentiation; regulation of transcription by RNA polymerase II; retinoic acid receptor signaling pathway. Gene Ontology annotation, cellular component: nucleus.